Messenger RNA from Phragmites australis (common reed), 2182 nucleotides. RefSeq lists its product as uncharacterized. The record is from RefSeq and is a predicted model, not a curated record. Gene Ontology annotation, biological process: mRNA processing. The transcript is spliced from 13 exons. Bases 106 to 2046 code for a protein of 646 amino acids. Gene Ontology annotation, cellular component: nucleus. Lineage: Eukaryota; Viridiplantae; Streptophyta; Magnoliopsida; Poales; Poaceae. Gene Ontology annotation, molecular function: RNA binding.
UCUGAUCUCUGCUACCGCAAAAAUUGGUUUUUAUUUCCCCGCCUACCUCGCCGUCUAGGGUUUCGCCGCCUCACCUCGAUCCACCCACGCGACAGCCGCGCCGCCAUGGAGUUUGACGAGUACGAGUACCUGGAGAAGGCGGUGGAGCCCGCCGCCCCGCCGGCCAACGGCUCCGGCGAGAAGGACCGCGGCUCGCGCCGCCGCGAGGGCGGCGAGGAGCGCGUGUCGAAGCGCUCCCGCUCGGGGGAGGACCGCGACCGGCACCGCAGCGGCCGCGAGCACCGGGACCGGGAUGACGGGAAGGAGAAGGAGAAGGAGAAGGAGAAGAGCCGCGAACGCGGGAAGGAUAGGGAGGGGAGGGACCGGGAGAAGGAGAAGGAGAAGGAGAGGGAGAGGCGUAGGCACAGUGAGAGGGACGCGGAGAGGGAGCGGGAGCGGAGGAGCCGGAGCCGGUCGGAGCGGCGCCGCGCUGAAGAGGAGGAGAUGGUGAGGGAACUGGAGCGGGAGCGCGAGCGCAGCGAGCGCCACCACUACCGUGACCGUGAUGUCAGACGUAAGAAAGAUGAUGGUACAGAACCAAUAGUUGAUCCAGAAAGGGACCAGAGGACUGUAUUUGCCUUCCAGCUAUCCUUGAAGGCAGAUGAAAGAGACGUUUAUGAAUUCUUCUCAAGGGCUGGGAAGGUCCGCGAUGUUCGCCUUAUUAUGGACCGAAACUCACGACGUUCUAAAGGAGUUGGGUUAGUUGCCGUGAUAUAUGCCCCUGUGUACAUCGAGUUUUACGAUGUUAUGUCUGUUCCAAUGGCGAUUGCCCUGUCUGGCCAACCUCUUCUUGGGCAACAAGUGAUGGUUAAGCCAUCAGAGGCUGAAAAGAACUUGGUUCAGUCAAAUGCAACAUCAGGUGGUGCAGCUUCAGGUGGAGCAAGAAAGUUGUAUGUUGGCAAUCUUCACUCCAAUAUCACCGAGGACCAAUUGAGACAAGUCUUCGAACCAUUCGGCCAAGUGGAGCUUGUACAGCUACCUCUAGAUCCCCUGACUGGGCUGUGCAAAGGUUAUGGUUUCAUUCAGUUUGCACGGCUUGAAGACGCAAAAGCUGCACAGAGCUUGAAUGGUCAGCUUGAUAUUGCUGGCAGAGUAAUUAAGGUUUCAGCUGUUACUGAUCAUGUGGGUGUCCAAGUUAGUGGAGCAACUACUGGAGAUUUGGAUGAUGAUGAAGGUGGAGGCUUGUCAUUAAAUGCAAGCUCCAGAGCUGCUCUUAUGCUGAAAUUGGACCGGAGUGGCACUGCAACCAGCUUAACCGGUGGUAUUGGUGCUGCUGGGGUGAGCACCUCCAUGGCUCUACCAGCGACAUCAGUUAUUGGGGCUCCUCCAGCAGGUGCUCCUCUUCUACAGCAAACAGUAUCUGCUGUUGGAUCAAUUCCUGUGGCACCUGUGCUUCCUGUUACCACUCAAUCUGUGGGCAUGUCUGCACCUACUGAAUUCCUAUUGCUUAAGAACAUGUUUGACCCAGCAGUGGAGACGGAUCCUGAUUUUGAUUUGGAUAUUAAAGAUGAUGUCCAAGAAGAAUGUUCCAAGUUUGGCUUAGUGAAGCACAUUUUUAUUGACAAGAAUACUUCUGGCUUUGUGUAUCUGCAUUUCGAUGGUGUGAUGGCAGCAACGAAGGCACAACAAGCACUUCAUGGAAGAUGGUUUGCCGGAAAGAUGAUUACGGCAACCUUUAUGCUUAUGUGGCGAAGAGUUGGCAAGAGGGCAAGAUCCACUUAUCCGUUCAAAGUUGUAGUAAGUGGUGUAUCGUUUGCAGGAAUACAUUUAGUAAUUGUACGGCAGGAUAGUUGCGACAUUGGUGUCAGUUCAGCACUGUAUGUACUGUACGGCAUCGCCUGGUUGCAAGGCCUUUCUUGUGGAGCACAAUGCUGGACUUGCUGGGUGAUUUGUUUGGUUGUUAGUGAUGAAACAGUUCAAUUAUCAAACGUCUCUGGCUGCAUGGCGUAUGCAACGUUUAGGCCUACCAAUGGGUUGGGUUUGCUUGGGUUGGGUUGGGUUUGCUAAAAGCGGGUUAGAGCAUUUUUAACAGAUUAGCUAAAUUGUAUCUUUUAUAUUUUUAUAAGAAAGGGUAUCUAAAAAGAUUCUCUUGGUAUCUUUUUUACUCUAACAAACUAUUCUAUUCUUCUAUAUUUUAAUUUUA